Callorhinchus milii (elephant shark) is the source of this 7604-nucleotide messenger RNA. RefSeq names its product pleckstrin homology domain containing, family H (with MyTH4 domain) member 1 (gene plekhh1). The transcript has 31 exons. The coding region runs from base 432 to 5210 and encodes 1592 amino acids. Lineage: Eukaryota; Metazoa; Chordata; Chondrichthyes; Chimaeriformes; Callorhinchidae. Gene Ontology annotation, cellular component: cytoskeleton. The record is from RefSeq and is a predicted model, not a curated record.
ACACCCCCGUACCGUCCCUCCUCAUCAAUGUUCAAGAUGCUUUUUAAAUGAGUCUAGAAUGCUGGCCUCUACCACGUCUUCUGGCAACUCUGUUACAAUCAUUGAUUAUCCUCCGCGAAAAGAAACACUUCCUGGUAUCCAUCCUGAAAUUGCCGUUUACAACUCUAAACCGAUGUCCUCUUAUUUAUUGCUGCCUCGCAUUGUUUUCACGUAGUCAGUGGUGAUUCAACUAACACCCCUGGAUCUCUUUCUUCGCCUUUUCUUCAAAUCACUUUACGCCCUGACACUUCCUUAUUCUACUGACAUGAUGGUACCCCAAAGUAUUCAUCUGGGUUUACUUUUUCAAUCCCAUUUAAGAUGUUGUGCACCUCCCAUGAGGUCCCCUCGAGUCAUUUUCUCUCACCGCUGAAGAGCCCUAGUCUGUCCAGUCGAUGCUCACAGCAGAUUCCUCUAUCAGUGGGGAUUAUCCUCGUUGGUCUCCUCUGCACUGCCUCUGGGGUAGAAUGAGCUAUGGAACGAGCCAGAUCCAGUGGUCCAUGCUGUGUCAAUCAGAACUGUUAGAAAGAGCUGAACGCGUAUUUUCUGCAAAGAGGAUUGAAUGUUCUCAGGUGCUGGAAAGGACGGCGGAGGCUCUGUGUGCGAGGACCAUGGAGGAGGUGAUGGAGAGCGGCAGCGGCGUUAAUUGGCACAAGCGCUGUGUGACGCUGGAGGCCCAGCUCUUCCGCUUCCGCCUGCAGGCCAGCAAGAUCCGUGAGCUGCUGGCUGAAAAGAUGCAAGAGCUGGAACAAAGGGUGAUUGAAGCCGAUCAGCGGGCAGACAGCGCUGAGAAACAGGUGAAUGUAAUGAGGGAGAAGUUGAAAGCAGCCAACGUGCAGACGAGUGAAUCAGAGAACAGCUUGUACAGGAGGUACCACGAGGUGACCAGUCUGCUGCAGGAAAAGGAUGACGUGAUUCAGAGGCUGGAGCAGCAGCUCGAUAAGCAGAAUCAGCUUAGAGCGCAGGAGGCCAAGGUGAUCGAGGAAAAGGCUGCCAAAAUCAAGGAAUGGGUGACCUUCAAGCUACGAGAGCUGGAAUUGGAAAAUCACCAUCUCAAAGCCACCAACCACAAGCAGACCGAGCAGAUUCAGGUCCUGCACGCCAAGUUUCAAGCAUUAAUGGAGGCCCAAGGACCCAUCUCGCCUCUUAAGGAGACCCAGAGUUCCAUUAACUUCAGCUGUGUGCCUGUCUACUUCGCCAGCAGCCCUGGGAGCCCUCAACACCUACCGGCAGGAGAUGAGGGGAGAAGGCAACCAUUGUCCAAGUCCAUUUUUUCUGUACAAUCUACUUCAGUUUCCACUGAUUUACAAGGCAAGAGGUCUGCCACAGAUAUUUCAGAAUUGUCCGAGGGUUCAGGGUCACCAGCAGUACAAAGCUUGUCCUCGCUCGACAAGCCUGAGCACGUGGCAAAGUCACCCACCGCAGGCAGAAAGCCAGCGUUUCAGGAAGCCAAAGAGGGCGCCUACCACCAAGCGUCUGUUGUCCCAGGGGAAGGGGAGAUGGUUGGCGAGGUGGAAACCAGCCGAGUGUACAGUCCAAGUCAAACCAGUCCAAAAUCAGACGUCCGUACUUUGGAUCCUGGGUCACUCUCCAAUGCUCAGUCCAAAGCAAUGGUGGACAGUCCCUCUGAGUUUGAAGGGAUGAUCGUGAUGCAGCAGAGUGAGCAGAUAGUGCCUUCCAUUCGCAACAUGAAAGAGACAGCCACCAGCGUGAAACUGGCUCUCAAUAACAAGCGUGCUUUGGGUUCGCCGGCCGCCUUGAAGAGGAUCACAGAGCAGAACCAUUCAUCCGACGAACUCAACAGCAAGUUUUGCUCCCAGAGAUUGGAUUCCUCUUCCUCCUCGAGCGAGACGCACCUGCCGAGUCCCAUCCUAACUCCGGCACUGACCCCGAAACACGCCUCGCCCUCCUCAGCCAUGCUCGGGGCUGGCCCCCUCAUCCUGCCCAGUUUCCCCGGCAAGGAAGGAAGUAUCGGGACCAGUAUGACUCUGCCCAAAGUGAGGACCCCGUUGUCCCCGAGAGACAGCAUUCAGCUGGUGAAGAAGCACUACAGCCAGCCCCACCCCGGGGCCGAGCGAUUCAACCACAUUGUCCGAAUUGACAUCUGCUCCUUCAAGCCCAUCGUGCUCCCUCGCUACUCCAUCCAGGUGGAGGAGACGGACAUCGACGACGUCCCCGAAAAGAUGGAGACGGAGGAGUUUGAAGACGCUGCGGGGCAGGAGGUCUCUCUCCCGCCACUGCCCGGCACAACCCAAGAAGCACUGGAGCUGGAAGGCGCCCAGUGCGAGCCAGUCAACAAGCCCCCAACCCCACCCCUGCACAGGUUUCCUUCUUGGGAAAGUCGAAUUUACGCUGUGGCCAAGUCUGGGAUGCGGAUGUCAGAAGUUGCUUUGGGAACUAGCUCCCCCAACAGAAUGUCUACCUUGUCUCCGAAUACACCGUCUGGUCCAUUCACUCACCUUAUCUACAAAAAUGUGACUGUCCCAGUAUAUACCACUUUGAAAGGGAAAGCUACGCAAAUCAGCAACGUUCCUUUUCCCGAUGAAUCUUCGGGCUCGGACGAUGACAGCAGUUCCCAAGCCAGCUUCCGAACUUCCACCGUGGGAUCGGAGUCCAGGAAAACCAGCGGUCCCGGGAGCCCUCGCGCCGUGAAGAGAGGAGUUUCCAUGUCAUCCAUCAGCUCAGAGAGCGACUAUGCCAUCCCACCCGAUGCCUGCUCGGUGGACAGUGAUUACUCAGAGCCAGAGCACAAGCUGCUUCGAACGUGCUCCGUCUACUCGAUGGAGAGCCUCUGCAAUGAGCCUUUGGAGAAGUCGGGGUACUUGCUGAAAAUGGGGGGGCAGGUGAAGACUUGGAAGAGACGGUGGUUUGUCCUGAGAAAUGGCGAGAUCAUGUAUUACAAGUCUCCGAGUGAUGUCAUCCGCAAGCCCCAGGGGCAGAUUGAGCUCAACUCCUGCUGCCGGAUCAUCCGUGCGGAGGGAGCACAAACCUUCCAGCUCAUCACUGAGAAAAGGACCUACUACCUGACUGCCGACUCUCCCAAUAUCCUGGAGGAAUGGAUCCGAGUGCUACAGAGCAUCCUGAAGGUGCAAGCGGCCAGUCCCAUCCUCACCCAGAUUGAUGCAAAACCAUCUGUCAAGGGCUGGCUGACUAAGGUGAAGCACGGCUACUCCAAGCUUGUCUGGUGCGCUCUGAUAGGAAAGAUGUUCUACUACUUUCGAAAUCAGGAAGACAAGUUUCCCCUGGGGCAGCUGAAGGUGCGAGGAGCUAAGGUUGACGAGGUGGAUCGUUCCUGUGACUCAGACGAGGAUUACGAGGCGGGAGGGCGAGGCUUCCUCUCCUCACACUACACUGUGGUCAUGCACCCGAAGGAUCAGAGCCCAACCUACCUGCUUAUAGGCACGAAACAGGAGAAGGACACCUGGCUGUAUCACCUCACGGCAGCGGCUGGAAGCGCUCAUUCCAGAGUUGGCACAGAGUAUGAGCAGCUGAUUGGAAACCUGCUGGAUAUGGACGGGGAGUCGAAUUCCCCUCUCUGGAAGCACCCCACUCUGUGUUACAGUAAGGACAGCAUCCUGAACGCACUCACUACCCUGCCCUCCGAGGCCCUGCAAACUGAGGCUCUCAAACUCUUCAAGUCCUGCCAACUCUUUAUCAACGUGCUGGUCGAGAUGCCUUCCAUCGACUACCACGUGUCCUUGGCACAGAACGCACUGCAGGUUUGCUUGACCCACACCGAGCUCCAGAACGAGGUUUACUGUCAAUUCAUCAAACAGACCAGCCACAGGCAGCCCCACAACUUCUCUCUCAUCCAGUGCUGGCAGCUUCUGGCCCUAUGCGUUGCUUUAUUUCUUCCCCAGCAUCACUUCUUGUGGUACCUCAAGCUUCACCUCCAGCGACACGCAGAUUCCAGGACCGAGAUCGGAAAGUACGCCAUUUACUGUCAGAGGUCAGUGGAGCGGACUCUGCGCAAUGGGGACCGCGAGGCCAAGCCGUCCCGCAUGGAGAUCAUGUCAAUCCUGCUGAGGAACCCCUACCACCAUUCCCUGCCGUUCAGCAUCCCCGUCCACUUCAUGAAUGGCACCUACCAGGUGGUGGGGUUUGAUGGUGCUACGACUGUCGACGAGUUCCUGCAAACUCUCAACCAGGAGAUGGGGAUGAGAAAACCUUCACACUCAGGAUUCGCACUCUUCACAGACGAUCCUUCUGGCAAGGAUCUGGAACAUUGUCUACAGGGCCACGUAAAGAUUUGUGACGUGAUCUCGAAGUGGGAGCAGGCCUUGAAAGAGGUGCACCUUGGGAAGUAUGAAGGCAACCGGAUUGUCCGUCUAAUCUACAAAAGCAGGAUGUAUUUUCGAGCUCAUGCGAAGGGAGAGACGGAGAGGGAGCGUCUCCUCCUCACAUACCAGAUAAACGAUGAGGUAGUGAACGGCCGCUUCCCGGUCAAUAAGGAGUUGGCCCUGGAGGUGACUGCGUUACUGGCACAGGUGGAAUAUGGAGACUUGGACCGUCCCAUCCCAGCCAGUCCUGGAGGAAGCUCACAGUCCAAAAUGCAACAGAUUCUGCAGCAGGUGUUGGACAGGUUCUACCCAAAGCGAUACAAGCAGGGCUGCAGCCCUGACCAGCUCAGGCGGCUGGCAGACAGACUGGCUACAAAGUGGAUGGUUCUGCGGGGCUGUAGCGGCUCCGAUUGUCUGCGCAUUUACCUGACCGUCGCCAGGAAAUGGCCUCUUUUUGGAGCGAAGCUAUUUACUGCAAAGCCUAUCGCUCCCGAAGAAGCUCCUGUGUGGCUGGCAGUAAAUGAAGAUGGUGUUAGCGUUCUGGAGUGCAGUACAAUGCGGCCGGUGAUGAACUAUCCCUACUCGUCAGUCCUGACGUUCGGAGGCUGUCGCGAUGACUUCAUGAUGGUCGUCAGCAAGGCCAAGGACGGGAACCCCGCAAAGACCACUGUCGAGAAACUGAUGUUCACAAUGGCAAAGCCCAAGAUUCUGGAACUAACGCUGAUACUAGCCAGUUACAUUAACUACAGCAACAGAUACCUGCUGCCUGCCUCACCCAACACCCUCGGCAGCCACGCACCACCACCAGCCUUCUCCGAACGAAAACUCUGGGAGAUCGAUAGCAAGCAUUUCCCAACCAUGACCCGAACUACUCAAGGGCCUACUUUGCUCUAGACAUCUUCCUCUGACUGGGCGUGUGAGGCUGGACUGCAGGAAGCUGCAUUUUAACUGAAGACAAACCAUUUGGGAGAUUCAACUGGUGCAAGAUUUAGAAAGAGCUUUAUCGGCUGCGUUCCUCUAGAUCAGACAUAAUUAAGCACUAGUUAGUCGUGUCCUUGACGAGAUGUUUCACAGACAACUUCAGCGUAUGAUUGGGAGUGGUGGCUGCCUCGUGACUACAUUGUAAACCACAAACGAACAGAACAGGCGGAAAAGGUGGCCUAUGUUCCCUUUAUUCUGCUCCUUUUUCUUGAUAUGAAACGCUGACGAGAGAUGACGUUCCAGUGACUCGUCUGAGGACCUGACCGUAACCACACUCACCACUGGUGAGUUUGAUUUUUCACAGCUCUAACGUACAACAGAGCAUCCCCAGGGUUGCUGCAUAAAGUGAGUCGACGGUGAUGGACAAUUCAUUAACUGCUGGGAGCUGAGGAUUCAAUUCAAAAGACUCUUGAGCGGUGAUGAAUACAGUGCCUGUUCAUGCCAUCACUGGAACACGAUCCAACCACACAAUGCAAUUGUCACAAUAGUUCCCCAGCUCACAAGCUAAUCUGAAUUUCUAUCUACAGACAACCCCAGAUUUUGGGAGGAGAUAGACCAAUAACCUCAGAUUUACCUGUGAAGCAGUUUCACACCAUCUAUAUGGUGUCACUCAAUACUUUUCGACAGUUGUGCAAAAAUCAAUUGAUGAAGGAAUUGAGUCAAUGAUGCCUUGAAUUCCCAAACGCUGUUGCAAUGUACAAUUACAACUGUAUAUGGAACUCAGUAAGCUUGUCAGUGUGACACCCCCUCCUCCUGGACGUGUGCCCUGAUGGUGUGAAUGCAGCUCUGUCUGAGACUGGAGCAAACCUGUAUUUCCUCCAUGUGACAAAGGGCUGAAUGCCCCUCACUUUGUGAAAUCUCUCAGAAUUUGACUGGCUAAAUCCAGUUAAGAUUAACCCCCAAACACUGUGCUUCAAUGAGGUCAGGCUGGCUGCUGGGGCUUGGUGUUGGCCAACAAGCUGCCCAUCACUUGACAAAGGCUCUGGUAAUAUCAUGCAGUAAAGAUUUUGGGGUCUGCCAAGGAAAUGACAACAGCCAUGUUACUGUGGAACUGGCUGACUGGGACUGUACAAUAUACUGAAGUGAAUGCUUUGGAAAACCAGUGUUGCGAUACAGGAGUUCUGACACUAAAGGGUACGAGUAGUGCAGUUCUGGGGCUGCUUUAAGCACUGACCUGAUCACCUACACCUUCAGAAUCCUUUUCAUUCCUUUAUGUUGUAAGAAUGUAAAAUUAACUUGUGAACCUCAGCUCUCAGUGACAGACCAUUAGUUGUGAUCGAGGAAAACUGACGUCAGUUUGUUGAAUAUACUUCCACCACCCAAUGCCAUUAAAGAGGGAAAAUAGUGACUAAAAUGCUAAUAUACUCCAUAGGUCAAAAUGUCCUGGAUGCUGGAAGAGAUAGUAAGAGUUUCUCUUCCUUUACCUUUGGGGAUUAGGUUUCAUCUUCUGAUAUCAGAAGGUGAAACUGUGGAAGGAGCAGGGUUUGAGGGGACAAAUGGCCUUUUCCCAUUCCUGCUUCCCCAUCGAUUACUGCUUCAAAGUGAAAGAACCUCAUCAAACAUUGUCAACAUCAACAAAAUAAUAUCAAUACUCCUGCUGCAAGCUGCUCAGUACUCAUAGGUAUGUGCUUCUCAUAUUCUACAGCCAGAGUCAUGAGGACCAGUUAUGUUUACAGUCAGUACCUAUUUGAGUUUUGUAUCAGAAACUAGGACAGGAAGAGACAAUAUCAGUUUUACUUGAACAACCAGCCAGCAAUAAUAACAAUGAGUUAACAGCCGUUGUACAAUGCAUCUAUCUACGUAAGUGCAAAAGUUGUGACUUCUUAGGGCUGCUCUAGGUGAUGCCUUGCCCAUUCUUGGUGGCUGCUUGGUGCCUUAAUGUUACCAUUAGUAUACAAGACUUUCGUCACUGUUCUACCCAUAGUCCCUCUUAGUUUAAGCAAAAUGAAUUGCGUCGAGAUGUAGAAAACAUUUGAGUUUCUUGCACCAUGCUGUCUGCUGCGGGCGGCUGUUCCCCUCGUGUGUGUGUGUGUGUGUGUGUAUAUGUUAUGUACUGUAUAGUAUCUAUUGAUUACUUGAAUGUUAGGGAGAAAUCCACUGUAAAUGGUAACGCCCAACGUACUGUACCUCUAUUUAUUCUGAUCUACUUGUUGAAAGCUGACACUGUUUUUCUCAGUUUAAUUUAAUGAUUCCCGGUAGUUUGGGAAGCCUGUGUUUCCAAUAUAAAAUGGCAAGACUGGAAUUUGUCAUCGCUGGUCCUGCGAUGUGGUUGAAAUAAUGUGGUAAUAAAAACAUACUUAUCCGGUA